Messenger RNA from Bradysia coprophila, 1050 nucleotides. Its product is annotated as pyrimidodiazepine synthase-like. The record is from RefSeq and is a predicted model, not a curated record. Lineage: Eukaryota; Metazoa; Arthropoda; Insecta; Diptera; Sciaridae. Gene Ontology annotation, molecular function: glutathione dehydrogenase (ascorbate) activity; glutathione transferase activity. Gene Ontology annotation, cellular component: cytoplasm. Gene Ontology annotation, biological process: glutathione metabolic process.
CAUUUGUUAUGCCUCUCAGUUCAUUAAUUGUAAGAACUGGAAUUAGUCGAUGUUCGUACGACCUGGUACCAUUUUCACUAAAAACUUUAACCAAACCAUUGUAAAAUUAUCGAAGUCAAUGACAAUGGACACAAACAGUCAUUAUAAAAAAGGUUCUGAACAGCCGACAGCGCCCAAUGAUAACAAAUUGCGAUUGUAUUCGAUGCGUUUUUGUCCAUACGCACAUCGAACUCAUCUUGUAUUGAAUGUGAAGAACAUUCCGCACCAUGUUUUCAAUGUGGAUAUGUCCGAAAAACCGGAAUGGUUCCUCAACAACAUAAAUCCGAGUGGCAAGGUACCAGCAAUUCAAUUGGUCAACGAAAAAAGUGAUCCAAUUCUCUUCGAAUCACUUGCCAUUUGUGAAUAUUUGGACGAAAAGUUUCCGGAAAUCAAACUUUAUCCCACUGAUCCACUGGAAAAAGCUCAAACGAAAUUGUGGAUCGAUCGUUUCGGAUCUAUAGGUGGUGCCUUUUAUCGUCUGGUCUUCGAAAAGAACAACGAAGAAGUUAAUGGAAAAUUGUUGAGUGAUUUGAUCGCCGGACUAAAGGCAUACGAAGAAGAAUUGCUAAAAAGAGGCACUAAAUACUUCGGCGGUGAUAGACCGAAUAUUUUUGAUUAUGGAAUCUGGCCAUGGUUCGAGCGUUUCGGUGUACUAAAUGCGGUCGUCGGAGAUAAAUUUAAAAUCGACGACUCGACGUUUCCUAGUUUGGCGAAAUGGACUGCGGCAAUGGUAACCGAUGCUGCUGUGCAAAAACAUUAUGCCCCGAAUGAAAUUCACACGAAAUUCUCGCUUGAACGACCCGGUGGAAUUCCCAACUACAAUAUAUUGGUGGGUCAAUCGUAAGCCGUUUGGCAGUAUUAUAAUUUAGUGCACAUCGUACUUAAUACACAAAUUGUUUUAACGAUUUUGGCGAUAGAUAGAUGUCACUUAUAAAAUCAUUAAAAAGUAAAUUUUGUAUCCGUGUUUGAUCGUGUAUCCAUGACAAUAAAUGUUGCAAAUUAAAAACUGAA